GCGGAUCCAUUGUAGUAGAGGGGGGCCUGGGAGGUCGUGAGGUCCAUUUUCUGUCUUUCCAUGACAUAUUGCGGGGGAAAGUUUAUCCGGAGUGCAUUUUAAACCGUUGAGGCUCUUCUCAUGCCCCGCUGGCACUCCGAGCCAUGGAAAAUGGACGCCCCGGAAUAUCCGCCAUCCUCUUCGACCUGGACAACACGCUCAUCGCCACCCGGAAGGCCGACAAGCAGACGUGCAGCCAGCUAGCGCAAAUUCUGUGGGAGAAAUGGGACGUUCCAACUGAUUUUGCAACGAAUGCCUCGAAAGCCUUUUUGAAGGCUUUCAGGAAAUGCCCCGAGAAUUUAUCGAUGAGUUUGGAUGCGUGGAGGAGGCUGCUUUGGGCUCAGGCGCUGGGGGAUCAGUACAACAAGUAUGCAGGGGAAGUGUAUCGCAUGUGGCUACAGUUGCGUUAUGACAACCUGGCUCUGUCUCCUGAAAUACAAAACUUGCUAAUAAAGCUGCGCCAGCACUACUUUGUCGGCUUGAUAACAAACGGCACGUCGAGGGCCCAAUGGGAGAAGAUCCAGCUGUUGCAUCUUCAGAGUUUUUUCGAUGUCGUGCUAGUGUCGGGGGACCUCCCGUGGGAGAAGCCCCACAGGGAGAUCUUCAACAUAGCUUGCGAGUAUCUGGGGGUCGAGCCGCAGCAAUGCAUCAUGGUGGGCGAUAAGUUAGAGACCGACAUCUUGGGGGGCUUGAAGGCGAAAUUGGGAGGGACAGUGUGGGUGCCCUUGAAUUCGAUCGAAGUUGGGGAUGAAGAUCCCAGGCCCGAUUAUGUUAUCAAAAACGUGACCGAAUUACCAAAUCUUUUACCGAAAAAUCCCAAAGUACCUAGGUUUAGGGGGAGAGAAGAAUUGCGCACUCGUCAAAUCAGCGCACCUGAUUUCGAAGACAGCAACAGCAACAGCAGCGAUGGCAGCUAGAAGGGGCCCAUGAUGAGUCAGUACAUGAUUGCAGUAUUUUUUCAAUUAGGUUUCUACACCAAAGUUUAGGUAAUGAGUCACGUUACUUAAGGUACAAAAUCUCGCAGUUGUGAUAGAUAUUCUAAAUUUGCUGUGAAUUUGUGGCUGACUAGUUAGAAGUAGGUUACGUUCUCUAGGAAUAUAGGUACGUUAGAGGUUAUAUUUUCUUAAAAAAUGUUGAAAAAGUGUGGCACAAAGAUAGAUACGGGUACCAUGAAUUUUUCGUUUUUUUAAAUUUUAAGAAUGUAUCGUUGUGUUCAGUACUGUAUUUUUUAAAGAAUCUGGAUAAUACGUUAAAGUGGUCGAAACAACGCAUUGUUAUAUUGUUGUUAGAUAUUUAAGGAGACAAAUAAUUUAAGUUAUAAAGAGAAGAUUUUAAAAAUAAUUGUGCAAUAUGGACUUUGUCCGAUUUGUGCAAAAAUCAGAAACAGAAGUCAUCUGAUGGUAAUGAAGUGCAAAUAAUUAUUUUUUGUGUAAGGAUUUAUUUAAGUUGGUGUGGGAUAUAAUAGUAUAAAGAGAAAUAACUGCUCUACUAAAUUUUUGUUAAUUUUUAAGUUUGUUUCAGUAAGAUCUGAGCUAUAGUAAUGUACUAUAUCGACUUAUCAGAGAAAUCAGUCAUUUAGCUAGGAUUCCUAUGUACAGAUUCCACUUUAAUGUAGUGUAACAACGUAAUAUUCAAAUGUAACAAUUAGACGCCCAACUUACUUAACUCGACUGUAUCAUUAUCAUCACAUAACAAUUACCUAUGCAUAAACGAUAUAUUUUCAUGUACUUUUAUACAUUUAAUGAUAACAGUAUCCUAUGUAACAUACGUCUUAAUAAAUUUCUUAGAUUCAUAA
Molecule: messenger RNA, 1834 nt
Organism: Tribolium castaneum (red flour beetle)
Lineage: Eukaryota; Metazoa; Arthropoda; Insecta; Coleoptera; Tenebrionidae
Exons: 3
Coding region: 144-956 (270 amino acids)
Biological process (GO): dephosphorylation; N-acetylneuraminate biosynthetic process
Molecular function (GO): N-acylneuraminate-9-phosphatase activity
Source: RefSeq, a predicted model, not a curated record